AUGCGGAGACUGCUGGGCAGCAGCUGGAGGAAGUUUGGACAUGCUGGCAGGGGGUCAUACGAGUGGUUAACCAGCGAACCAAGCUUGCCUCUUCUGGAGACCCAGCUGCAGGACACCCAGCAGGUCAGCUCCACCCAAGCGGAUGUGGAACCUUUCCUGUGUAUCCUGCUUCCCGCCACCAUCCUCCUCUUCCUGGCCUUCCUGCUGCUCUUCCUGUAUCGCCGCUGCCAGGCGCCUUGGGCUCAGGGCCAGGUGUUCAGCAUUGACCUCCCAGAGUCUCCACCUGGAGAGGUGACAGAUCUCCUGCCAGGUCUGCCCUGGGGCAGUGAGCAUGACGUCCCCUACUCCCCACUGCCAGUCUUCCAGACCCAGUGCUCUGCCUGCCUGCCGCCCUCCUACGAAGAAGCCACCAGGAACCCUUCUGGGAAAGAGGUCCUGGACAUAGUGCCUCAGAGUGAAGGGUCACCCUGA
Molecule: messenger RNA, 471 nt
Organism: Nannospalax galili (Upper Galilee mountains blind mole rat)
Lineage: Eukaryota; Metazoa; Chordata; Mammalia; Rodentia; Spalacidae
Gene: Smim28
Product: small integral membrane protein 28
Exons: 2
Coding region: 1-471 (156 amino acids)
Source: RefSeq, a predicted model, not a curated record